AUGACAUUGCUCCACAUCCAUUUCGCCCUCAGGAAUCAACAUGCUUUCCAGCGUCUGCUCGAGGGCGGCAGCGCUCGUGGUCAGCCUCCCACAGCCGCAGGUAUCAGCGGCAGCGGUGGGCGCUCAUGGACUCGCCCCAGUGCUCUGAGCAUGGCUAUGUCUCUUGACGUCAAUGCUCGUGACUGGCUAGGUCGUACCACCCUUCACCUUGCGUGCUCCGCCUCCGACCCAGCGUCCGUUGAAUACGUCCGUCUCCUGCUUGCACACCCAGCUAUCAAUGUCAAUGUUCAGGACACAGAGAGUCAGUGGACGGCGUUGCACAGAGCAUUGUAUCAUGGUAACAUAUCUGCUGCAAUCCUACUUUUACAGAGGGCCGACAUUGACACGGCGCUUACUGAUCUGGAAGGGUACCGUGCAUUUGAUUUGUAUAAUACGACUGUCGAAGCGACAAAGCCCGUGAUUCAUUCCGGCUCAGACGGGAACUCGUCAACUGUCCAAUUGUUUACAUGGGGGGCAAACAGAAAUGCUGCUUUAGGGCAUGGCGACAGCGGAGAUAGACAUAAUCCAGAGCACGUCUCACUGAGACGUCACCAUGAAGGGGAUCAUUAUGAUAAGGACUCUGUAUCAUUCGCGCUCGACCCACCCUCGGUAAGGCAAGUAGAAAUGUCUAGACUUCACACAGUUGUCGUGACGAACGAACCGAGGGCCAAUAUCCGCCUCUGCGGCUUUGCGAGUACUGGCCGACUUGGUCCUGGCGGCGGGCAACAUUCAAUCUAUUCCCUUUCCCCUAUGCCUCAGUUUCCUUACACCGUUGUAUCGGUUGCCUUGGGCCAAGACCACACGUUGGCUCUUAUAGAUACUGGGGCAGUGUUCAGUUGGGGCCUCAAUCGCUUCUCCCAGCUAGGUUACGUGAUCGAAACGAAUGGCAAUUCUCGUUUGGAUGAUCCUGUACAGGCAACUCCGAGGAUUAUAUCUGGACCUUUGAAACACGAAAAUGUCAUAGGUAUUGCAGCCUGUAAAACGGCGUCCGCAUGUUGGACGGACAAAUCCGUUUACACUUGGGGAAAGAACAAUGGCCAAUUAGGUUAUGAUAAAUCUUCUCAGCCUGUCCAGGUCCAGCCGCGCCUCGUCACAAGGGUCACCAAGCCAGUGAUAUCAAUCGUCAUGACGGACUCUGCUAUGGCCUGUCUGCUCAAGUCUCAAAAGUCACAAGAAGUCGUACUUCUGUUCAAUGAUGGUUAUACAAGGAUCAAUUUCCCGUCACAAACGUUUCCAUCCGAGAUCACGACGUACUAUCCCCCUCAGGCCAGGAACACCGCCGAUAUAGCGAAAAUAGUAUGCAACGACACGAUGUUUGCGGCCGUUUCGUCGAAUGGAGAGGUAUUUACCUUCACAGUGCCUACGGAACAGGAAAACGGUGCGUCAAAGGAAAAAUUGCUAGUCAGGCCUCAACGUGUGUGGGCUCUAAGAAAGCAGUGGAGUGCAGUUCGGGAUGUCGCUCUCGGAUCAGAUGGAUCUAUCAUCGUGUGCACCGAAUCCGGCCACGUCUUCGUUCGCUCCAGAAAUCUGAAAAGUGGACAAGGAUCUGCAGCGAAGACGUUCAAGUUCCAGCGCGUCAACUAUAUUCAGCGGGUCGUCGCUGUUGGUGCAAACGACACAGGCGCUAUGAAUGCGCUGCGCCACGAAUUUCGCCCUGAUUCAGUAUCCAUUUCUGGCAAUACCUUGCCGCAAGAUCUCGCCAAGAUUCGUCCAUAUCUGAAAUAUAGUCCGGUGACAGAACAUAAUGAAAAUGCCCUACCUGCUCCUGGAACUCAGCCAAGUACAACUGUUGAUACCGAGACGCUAGCAGUGCAUUUAGUCGAUCACAACGAUGACCCAGAGGACUGGGCAAUUUCUAGCGACAUCGCCGAACUUCGUCGCCUUUGGGAUGUGAUCUCACAGGACAAGCUGUGCCGACAGAAACAUGAUGGUCGUGGCCUCUUCGAUGUCGCUCCUCUUGCUCUGGGCGCAGAUAUCAUCAUUUGUGCCCGCAGAGGAAUCCAGCUUCCUGCCCAUCGCCUAGUUCUCUCUGCUCGCUGCCUUCCUCUGUCGGAUUUGCUGUCGAGAAAAGGGAGUCUCCACGACAAGGAAUCAGGAAUAUCCAUCACGGCAACGUCCGCCACGGCCCCCUCGGCUCCCUUUGCCCUCGCCUCCAAUCUCCCACGCCUUACAAUCUCAGGCUGUCAUGCGCUCUCUGUUCUUAUCCUUUUGCACUACUUCUACACUGAUGAGCUCCUCGCCAUCUGGGAUAAUCGUGUUUCUCAUGCGAUGGGGGCAUCACUUGUUGCUUCUGGACUACAGUCCGCACAGCUCACUCGCGAAUUGCAGGGCCUAUCACGAGCAUUGGGAUUAAACCUUGUCACUGAAGCCGCACGAGCAGCCUCCAAGCGCAGUCCAGAGCCUACGAUGUCUCGUCAUCUGAACAGGCUCUUUCUAGACAGUCAAAGCAUGGCUCAAAUAAGAGUCGUGGACGCAGUGCGAAGCCCGCUGGCAGGCGAUAUCGUCCUUGAGCUAGCCGAUCGCCAAGUAUUUUGUCAUUCCGCUGUGUUGCGCGCACGCACUUUGUUCUUUGAAUGCCUUUUCGACGACGAAGAUUGGACUUCUCGACGUUGGUCUGAGCAAGGUGUUGUUAACAUCAACCUGCGUCAUCUCAGCUGGCGGGCGAUGGACUAUGUCUUGCGUUUUGUCUAUGGUGGAGAGGAGCGAGAAAUGUUUGAGAAGCUUGAACCGGUUAAAUCCGUGGACAGUUUCUUGGAUCUAAUUUUCGACGUCAUGUCCGCAGCAAACGAGUUGCUUCUCGAUCGGUUACUUCUUGUCUGCUCAUCGGUCCUCUUGCAAUACGUCAACGUGAAUAAUGUCUGUAACAUUUUAGUCGAUGCCGCUUACCUGCAAUGCGCACCAUUGGUCAAAUGUCUACACCAGUACAUGGCCGUCAACAUGGAAGCUCUCCUCGAGAGCCGAAUGUUGGAUGACCUCGAUCCCCGUCUAAUCAGGGCCUUAUCUAUGUCAAUAUGCGACCAACAGAUCAGUAAAUCACCCGUCUCGCGCUCAGGCCGUCUUCUCAGCGAAGCGAUGAAUAAGAACACACAGUGGUUAGCCCUUCAGGAUAUCCCACGGCCCAUCGUCUGUUCUGCACAAAUCAAGGAUUCGCCUCGUCUAUCACCGAAACGGUCGCGUCGCUCGUUUGUCGAUCAAUUCGGAAGCCCGUCUAUUCGAGCUCAUGCCUCGUCCGCCCAGCCUAUUUCUGGGGACGACAUGUUCCAGAUGGACGAUGCUGAUGUGGUUCCUACUCUUAACUUAAAUGCCGGCAGCCCCUGGAAGUCCAAAAGCGCAGGCCCUAAAGUCGACAUGAAGGCCAUCUUGGCAGAAGCCCAAGGGACUAAGCUUGCUGAAGGCAGAGGAUCAAGGAACCUACGUUACACUAAUCCACCGGCCUCGGACGGACCCUCUACUCCUCAGCCAUGGGUUAUCAAGACAUCCUCGAAGGACAAUCUCAAGUCGUCUAUUCCAACUCCACCUGGGACUGGUAUCUCUGUGACUGAGCGCGCCAAUUCAUCCUGGCGCGUCACAGUUCCUACUUCGACCCCUAGCCUUGUCACAGCACUAAACGCCCAUCACCCGCCUUUGGACACACCGGUACAUACGCCCCCGAGUAUCAAAGGAGCGACCCCACCAAAUAAUUCUCGGACUGUACCACAAGGUGGCCCAGCACAACUUCCCUCUAAUCUACGUUCGGCGCUCCCAGAAUUCGGCCUUGGACCUGUCUUCACACCGUCCAGACAAAGCAUCCCAAACAAGAGCCCUGCAAUCUCACGCCAUAUCUCUGGCGGAAGCGCAUGGACCCUUCCUCCGGUCCAGCCUGUUGUCCGGCCUUCAAUCGCCGGUUCUGUCAUGUCUUUCGCGGCUAUACAACAGCUACAACACGAGCAAGGCGCCACCCCUGUGAAAGAUAAGCGUUCUCUGAAGGAGAUCCAAGAGGAGGAACAAGCACGUCGAGCCGAGGAGGAGUUUUUGAAGUGGUGGACGGCUGAAGAAGAGCGUGUGCGAAUGGAGUCGGAGGUAACAUCGGCUUCGACAAUUGCCCGGUCACCGAAGGGUCCCUCGAAGAAAUCUAAGUCAGAGGCGAAGUCAAAGACGAGCAAGAGCGUGGAUAGAGAAACGGAUAAACCUGGCAAGCGGGGAGGUCAAAAACAGUCUGAGCAAUCAGAUCGCAAGGCGUCUACGAGCAAUAAGAACACUAAGAAUGCAUGA
This is a messenger RNA of Heterobasidion irregulare TC 32-1, 4290 nucleotides long. RefSeq lists its product as uncharacterized. Bases 1 to 4290 code for a protein of 1429 amino acids. Lineage: Eukaryota; Fungi; Basidiomycota; Agaricomycetes; Russulales; Bondarzewiaceae. Gene Ontology annotation, molecular function: protein binding. The record is from RefSeq and is a predicted model, not a curated record. The transcript has 14 exons.